Messenger RNA from Rotaria socialis, 747 nucleotides. The record is from the annotation of a GenBank genome assembly. Lineage: Eukaryota; Metazoa; Rotifera; Eurotatoria; Philodinida; Philodinidae.
AUGAUAUCAACUCCAAUGUGUUGUACAUCCGACUAUUAUUCAGGUAGCGACAUUGAGUAUGAUGAAGAUUUUGUCAAAGCCGCUCCACGUCAUCUCUCUUCAACAAACGAAACAAAUAAUAUUUUUCACACACUUUUUCAAUCUCGUCAUUCACAACCUUCUACUACUUCCAUCAGUCAAAUCCAACAAUCAAUGAAAUUAAUCAAAUUAGCAAGGGAACAUAAUUUAUCAAAUGAAAUCAUCAUUCGAUCAAAUGCAAUUCUUCAUCACCUUCUUCUUCUUUCAAUAUGUACAGAUGAAAUCGAUGAAUCAAUAUUUAUUGCUUGUUUGUCUUUGACAACUAAGCUUAAUGAACAUUCUACUCAUUUGAAUACCGCAUUUUUCAACAGUGAUUCAUUAAUAUCAAAUGAAAUGUUAAUAUGUAAUAGACUUGAUUGGGAUAUUGAUGUGAUAACAUCAAUCAAUUAUGUCGAAGCAAUUCUACUUCAUCUAUUGAAUUCUUCAAUAAGAGAUCGCCUUCGACAGUUGACUUAUGAGUUUAUUGUAUUAUGUUUAACUGAUGUUCGUUGUAUGGAAUUGUCUCCUGCGUCACUCGGAAUCGGUUGUCUAUUGAUGGCAAGUGAAGUAAUAAAUUGUUGGGAUAUUAUUCCAAAACAAGUAUUUGAAUACGAACAAGUGAAGAAUAUUACGUUUCAAACGUCGUUAAUUUUUAUUCAACAAAUUCUCAUGAAUAUUCAUUGUGAAUAA